GCUGCCACCGCUAUACGCUCGCUGCGUGGUAGCUGCUGCCUCACCUCACCUCACCUCACCUGAGAGCACACCCACCAGCCACCACCUCUCUAUCCCGCCUGCCGCUUGCCGCCGCCGCCCCGAUCCGAGAGCGAGCAUGGCGCACUCCCUCGCCACCGCCACCGCCGCCGCUGCCUCCUUCUCGUCGGCCGCCGCCCCGCGCCAGGUUACAAAUGUGAUUUCAAGCCGGAAUUCGGUUUCCUUCCGGAGCUACAGGAUGACUUCUGUGUCCAUCCGUUCAAGACCAAGUUCUCUUCGGUUUAAGAUUUGCUGUUCGGCAAAGAAAGAGACAGUCGACAAGGUUUGUAGUAUAGUGAAGGAGCAGCUGGCUCUCCCUGAUGGGACUGCCAUCACGGGCGAAUCAAAAUUCGCUGAACUUGGUGCUGAUUCACUGGAUACAGUUGAAAUUGUGAUGGGCCUCGAAGAGGCAUUCAACAUCACCGUUGACGAAACGAGCGCACAAGACAUCGCUACCGUGCAGGAUGCGGCGGACCUUAUUGAGAAGCUUGUGCUGGAGAAGGCGUCAUAAGCACCUUAAGUGGAGGAUCCAAAACCAACAGUGGACCCAUCGACCUUGCCACCGACGACUUUGUAUUCGAUCUCUGUUGUAUGUUCAAUUAUUCAUGGUACCCAUUUGUUCUUUCUUGAUCAUUCAAGAUGAGAUUUUGUAUUGAUGUUGCUGAGGUAAAUUAGAUGCUCCAGAGGUUACAUGAAGCAAAUGAAAACAAUGUAUUCCACUUUCCAUUUGUAUGUUGUUCUACUAAUAUGGAGAAACAAAUAAAGUGGCAAAGAGUCACCGCAAUGUGUUUUCUUACAA
Molecule: messenger RNA, 856 nt
Organism: Setaria italica (foxtail millet)
Lineage: Eukaryota; Viridiplantae; Streptophyta; Magnoliopsida; Poales; Poaceae
Product: acyl carrier protein 1, chloroplastic
Exons: 4
Coding region: 137-568 (143 amino acids)
Biological process (GO): fatty acid biosynthetic process
Molecular function (GO): acyl carrier activity; phosphopantetheine binding
Source: RefSeq, a predicted model, not a curated record